UCAAGGAAAACAGCAAACAUGGCUUGUGUUUGUAGCUUUGCUACAGCGUUGCUCUCCGGUGCUUUAAGGAGCAAAUAGUAUUUUGGUAGAUCCUUCGACAGGCGUAAAAUGUGAUCGAAAGAAACGAUAACCAUCGCAUAAAAACCAUCAUGGAGCGCGAGAAGGGGAAGGGUUCUCAGAAGAGAGGACCGAACAAAGUGAAGGCGCUCUUCCCUCCCGGUGAUUUCAUCGCCCUCGGCUCCAAACAGCGGGCGACCGCAGCGGACAUUCCGGAACCGAAGCCCUCGGCCAAGUCGUCCUCUCUGAGUGGCGCCAGUUCGAGCACGGACCGAAAGCGCAAUGAAGGCGCCGGCGGGUCGUCGUCUUCGACGUCGUCCAAGAAGCCCAAGUUGGCCGCUGCCGCGCCGUCUUCGCUCGCUCGUCUCGGCGUCCCAGCGCCCUCCCAGCACGUCAAGCGCGAGGUCCCGACCAAGAGCGACCAGUGGGACGUGAUCGCGGUCGAGGUAGACCCGACCGACUUCCUCAGCAAAGUCCUCAAAGCGGAAGACCUCGGCGACGACGACAAAGUCGAGUCGAUCAUGUGCGGCGCCGCGAAAACGCUCAAGAACACCCGUCCGAAGCCGGACCCCAUGCUGUACCUCACGCUGAUGUUCCUGGCCAAGACGCGACCCCGCGUCUUCGACUCCGAGGUCGUCGUGGAGGCGUUCAGCAGCCUGCUCAAGCGCGACGUCUCCGUGAACUUUAAGACCAAGGCCAACAACCUGACGUCGGUCUUGACGUGCAACCUGCUCCUGGCCGCUUUCCAGGACAGCGUCAACUGGCCGGAGCAGUUCGUGAAGGCCUUCGUUGAAGACUCUCUCGGUGACAGGAUUUGGGUGGACCACGACGAGUGCAAGAACUUCGUCGACAACGUGCUCACAGCCUUCAACACGAGGCUGCCGCCCAAGAGCAUGCUCGCACCUGACCUCAUGUUCAAGCCGGACGCCUGUCCAAGCCCCCCGGUGCAAGCGAUGGACGACGACGACUCCCUGUCGAGUCUGCACCUGGACCUGAAAGAGAACCCCGAGAACAUAGUUGUCGUGCCGCGCUUUGCCGGAUCGCAGGCAAACAUUGAGCACUACAUCCUCGAGGUCAUCCAGGAGCAGUUGACUCGGAGGCAGCCGAUGGACAUUUCAAAGAACCUGCUGAGACUCCUGGUUUGUGCGUGCGGGAUCAGCGAAGUGCGGUCGCUUGUAGCCCACAGGCUCGAGACGUGGCUGCAAAACCCCAAGCUCACCCGGCCUGCUCAAGAUCUCCUGCUCACGGUGUGCAUGAACUGCAACCAGCACAACAAGCACGACGUUGACGUGAUCGUGUACCUGAUUCGUAUCCGACUCAAGACCAAGCCGGUCGUGAAUCACUUCAUGCAGUGUGCCAAAGAGCUGCUGGGACAACAUGCAGACAACUUGAGCACGGUCCUCAAGCACUGCAUCUACAAUGAACUCUCCAACUCGAGGAAUCCAAAUAACAUGCAGCUCCUCUCCGUCAUCUUCCAGCACUCUCCUGAAAAGGCUGCCAAGGUCCUUGCUGAAGUCUUCCAAGACUUGUUGAUUAACAAGGACGACUACUUGCGGUGCCUGCGCGCGCUCUUUCGGGAGAUUAUCCGCUCGUUACGUCAUGACCUUAACUUUACAGCAUUCUGUCUGGGUCUAAUGCAGGAGCGCAAGGAAGCCCAGUUUCAGGAAGUGGACCAGACCCUCAAGGAACGCCUUUUUGUGUCCCUGACCGACCUGAUUGUCAAGGCCAUCUUUCUGGCCAUAACCCCUGCCGUGCGAGAGGCGGCAACAGCCUUCUUCCGAGGAGAGAAGAAGGACAUCUCAGCACUGCGUAACUACCAGAUGCAAGUAGCCACCAUCCAACGAGACACGGUCUGGUGGCUGCAUACUAUAGUGCCAAAAAUGUUCAAACCAGGCCGGAAUGAAUUCAUUCACUGCCUGCACAAGACAUUCUUUCUGGAACAGUUGGAGCAUUACUGCAAGGACAACUGGCCCCCAGAGGGGGACAGGCCCCUCAUGCUGAGACUGGCGUCUGAUGUUCCAGUGCUGGAGGACACCCUCUUCCGCAUCCUUGUCAUUGGGAUGUCUAAGGAGCACCCGCUGAACCCUUCUGAUGCCUUGGAGUUGGUUGAACAGCUGGUGAGAAGGGCUUCUGCCAUCUAUAAAGAGGAUUCUCAUCCCGUGCUUGUUGUGGAGAGAACAGACCUGAUUGAGAUCAUUUUCCACCUCUGUGCUUACCAUCAUCCCGAGAACAUCACCUUGCCGUCUGGCUACACUCCCCCCAACCUGGCUAUUGCAGACUACUACUGGAAGGCCUGGAUUAUGCUACUGAUUGUUGUCGCACAUAACCCAUCAACGUUUGGUGAGGUUGCGUGGGGGAGUCAUCCAACUUUGCGCAGUAUGAUGGAGAUGUGCAUCACCAAUCACUUCGUGUUUCCACCACCAACGCUGGCAGUUGGUGAGAAAGCCGAUGAAAUCAAGACUCGUGAGAUGCAAAUCUCUCAGAUUGAAAAGCAAAAGAUCCUCGAGUUUGAAACUCACCUAGCAGCAGCUUCAACAAAAGUGACAAUCACUGAGAGCAACAGCCUCCUGCUCUCAAAGCUGAUAACUAUGGACCCUCAGGGGGUGACCAGAAGGCCUCCUUUGCAAGUGUUAGAUCAGCUAAAGGCCCUUAAUGAAACUCACAAGUUGGGCCAUCUGCUCUGCAGGAGCCGGAACCCAGACUUCCUGCUUGACAUCAUUCAGAGGCAGGGAACUUCUCAUAUGCCCUGGCUGGCAGAACUGGUGGAGUCUAGUGAAGGCUCUUUUGACCUUUUGCCUGUUCAGUGUCUCUGUGAGUUCCUGCUUACAGAUGCACUUGAAUGCAGCCAGAAUGGGGACCUGGAGGAAGAGAAGCCGGAAAAGGGGAAAGGCAAAGCACCUCAGAGCAAGAAGCGCAAGCAACAGCAAUUGCUUCAACAUUUACAAAAGUUGCUCAGGAACCCGGAUGAAGAUGUGCAGGCCACAUGUGAAGUCCUUGACUAUUUCAUGAGGCGACUUAGCUCUCAGCAGCAAGGUGCAAGGACCCUUGCUACGAAGGGACUUAUGGUUGUGCUCAACCAAAAGGCGGGGAUAACUGAUGCAGGACAGAGCACUGAACUAAACAGCCAUGACUGGCUUCUGAAAGACAUUCCCUCCCUUCCCCACUUUGGUGUGGUCAGGCACGAUGUUAGUGCCACCUUACGACAAGCGUGCCAGGUCGAGAAUGAUCCAUUUGCUAUCACAGCCUAUGUCAAGUUCCUAGCGACCUACACUCCCGACGAAGGUCUGUCAGAGUUAUCCCUAGACAUCACCCAACUGAUAAUCGAGAGACCGACGAUCGUAAAUUGCAUCCUCCUGCAAGACACAACAAGUACCAUCUACAGCCAAUUGUUUCACUGUUCCCUGCUUGACAUCUUUACCCGCUAUCUCCAGAAUGCACGGAAGCCUUCUAAAGACGUCUUCUGGUAUGAAUGUCAAGAUCACAUCACUCUGCAGUGGCCAUCAGGAGAGACUGCCACAAUGCACAUCUUAGUUGUUCACUCCAUGAUCAUCCUGCUGACGUACGGACCUCCACAAACAAAUCCUGAAACCUUCAAUGCUCUCCUCGAGACCUGGUUCCCAAAAGGAGGUGAUCCACCUCAAGCCUUCUUGGUGGAUACUUCUGAGGAGGCCCUGCUGCUGCCAGAUUGGCUCAAGCUCAGGAUGAUUCGGUCAUCGGUGGAUGUCCUUGUUGAUGCUGCCCUGAAAGAUCUGGAUCCCAGCCAGCUCGUGCUUUUCAUACAGUCUUUUGGCAUCCCAGUUCCAAGUAUGAGCAAGCUUCUUUGCUGCCUGGAUAAAGCUGUUGAGUAUGACGAAGAUGCUGUGGCUCAAGCUGUGGUCGAUAAGGCUUACAUGUCCCAGCUGGUUGAAGUGCAGCACCAGAGAGGAGCUGUGGGCGGUGAGAGGUUCUACAGGCUCCUGGGAGAGAACGAUAUAGGUGAUGGUGCAAUGGAUGCUGAUGACAUUGAGCCGGUUCCAACGUCCGUCAUCCAGCAUGCCCCUCCACGGGUUACUGAGGCAUCUCACCUUGACUCCAUUUCUGGAGCUGUGAUUCAGCUUUUUGGCCUAGACCCACAAAAGGGGAAGCUGGUGGGUAAGCAGGAGCAAGAACUGUUUAGGAAGCUGCAGAAAGCCUUUUCUCAUGAUGUGCUAAGGAAGUGUCUCUUUGGUGGUGCACUGGCUGAAUUCAUUCACACUUGUGAACACAUCUUAGAAAAUGAACACAGAGAGGUCUUUGUCAAUGCACUGUAUGCAAAGUCUUUCAUAUCAUGUUCUCUCUUCAGGCUGGCUAUUGCUGCCCAGCAGAGGGAAGCUUCAAACUCCCCACUGACUUUCAAGUUUCACUGGGUUUGCACAAAAAUCCUGGAGUUAACGAAGACAGCGUCACCACUCACUGCAAUUCUGAAGCACUACUGCACUUCACACUCGUCUUCGAGGAACAAGGAUCAGGCUCCAAGAAGACUGACGCCUGCUGAUGCCAAGUCUGCUAACAUUGUUGAGGCCCUCACAUCGGUUGCACUCCACGAGUCAAAACGAUUUGAAGAGGCACUCUGCGUUUUGGUGCAGAGAGCCAUCAAGAUAGGUGACAGUCAGCAGCUGAUCCAUGCGCUCUCAAAGAUCCUUUGCGAAAACAUGUUUGAAUCUGAGAAAGUUACCACAAGCUUUGUCAUCGUCGACUGGCUGGAACACCUGGAACCUGAAUGUAUUUCGUCUUCGCCAGAGCUUCAGCACCAGUUGCUUUUCCAGAACAGCACUAACAACCAACUCCUGAGGACCACAUUUCGGCCGUACUUGCUUGCACUUCUGAUUCACAGAGCUCACUGGACCACCUUACAUAUGGUUAUCAAUGAGAUCCUCUCCCCGGCAUCCAUAAAGAAGUAUGAUCCUUCUGCUGUGCUGGACUUCCUCCAGGCGUGCAUGUUUAUCCCGAAGAUAUGGCAGGGACGCGAUAAAAAGAUUCCUAAGCACUACACCCCAGAAAAGGUUCUGGUCUUUAGCCCAGAUCAGGUGUGUUCCAUGACUGAUUACAUCCUUAAUGAAUUCUUAGCCACGGCAACUCCCGCUCCCAAGGAGGAGUCUCCGACCAGCACGGACAAGAGACUCCAGAUUUCCACGCGGCUUCCUCUGCUGGAGCAGGGCUGCACCGAUCAGCUCCUCGUCUCUUCUGUUGUGCUGCACCUGAUGACCAUCACCCAGAAUGAGCCGGAGCACAGAACAGCUGCAAAGGAAAUGCUCACCCAGCUCUAUCUCUUCAUUCCUGGCAUUGUGUUCACUUCGGAUGCCAUAGCUGAGGUCCUGAAGGACAUUGAGCCUCAGACCUCAGGCCAAACGAAGGUAGACACACUGUCACACACACUGUUGCUGGCACUGUCCAUCGCCGACUACAACAAGCAGGCCUAUUACAAGCUCUCGGACCUGCACCUGGCUGCGAGGAAGUUGGCUGCUACCCAUCCCGAACUCUUGCUUCGUCAGCUCCCGUUGAUGGCCAGCCUUCUGCAUAGCCGCUCAGGUAUGGGCACCCUGCUCUUCGGUUCGAGAAACCACGCUUCAUUCUUUGUACACAUGCUGGGCAUUCUAGAGCUGUUGUCCCCCCAGCUUUUCUCCGACACGAGGGCACCUACAGUGGACGACAUCUUCAACGUCUACGUCGAUGCCUUUCAAUCGCACAUGCAGUUUAUGAGGAAUCACGAAAGGGAGCGCAUCAUGGGACUCCUCAACCGCUUUCUGCUUCUGAUUCACCAGUACCUGCACACCAAUCCAACUGCAGCAAGACGAUGGAUCCAGGUGCACCACAACUCAUUUCAAGAUGUCUCCAGCAUUUUUCCGGACAUGAUGAGCUUGAAGACACUUCUGGCUGGAACCUGUAUGGUCCACUUGCACUCCGAAGGGUCUGAGCACGCCGCUGAACCUGGGAUGGAACCUGGUUCGGGCCCCAGAAGUUCUGUGCCACACCCUCUUGGCCAGUCCUCUGGGUUCUCCCGAAGUGGAGGGGGCAGGGACCUGAGGCGUCUUCUCGACAGGGAUUCGACCGACCCAGAGGAAAUACUAUCUGCGCUUAAGGACCUCGAGGCAGUCUCAGCAAAGAAGCCGGACGUUUUGGAGGCGUACCAGGACGAGCUGCAGUGUGUUGUGCUUACAAGUUCAAAUACUUCUUGUUGCAGCCUGGCUUUCAAGCUGCUCCUUCUGAGUAUUAGGAACAAUCCAAAAACGGCAGGCCAGUUUAUCUCUGGUUAUCUGCAAUGCCUUGCGAGCGAGCGCAGGGACUUGGUUCUUAUGGCAUUGGACCGUCUGCCCGAGUUUGUAGUCUUGGCAGAAGAGCAUGGAAGCAUGUUGCUGCAGAAGGCAUUCCAGGUGGGGAUCAGCACCAAUGUGAACAGUGCUGUCCCCAUAACGGAGACCUUGCUCUUGCUUAACAUGCAAUACGGGAACUAGGCAAGGCUAUUUUGCAUUUUGCUAAGUUUACAAAUGACAGUUGUGAACUGUGCUGUGGCUGGGGGUAUCAUUUCUAGUGCCCUGAUGCAGUUCUUUUGAGUCCUUUUAGUUUUCUGAGAAAGGAAAUUUUGAAUGGAAUUGCUUAGACAAUUUGGGGAGCUUGGAGUGCUCUGUACCAUCUACUGAGUGAGCUAAACGAGAAAUGAUAUGGACAAUUUUUGUUUGAAUUACAGAAGAAUGCAUUAAAAUUCCCCCAUGUAUGUCAGGGGCCUGCAGUCAUGUGAUUUUAAUCUUGCUUCAUUUGACAAUUUCAGCGCUCUAAUAUUUGAAUGUUUAUUGUAUUUGGAAAUAAAUGCUGCUUCGAUCAUACAA
Messenger RNA from Ixodes scapularis (black-legged tick), 6899 nucleotides. It is a transcript of the gene IntS1, whose product is annotated as integrator complex subunit 1. Gene Ontology annotation, cellular component: integrator complex. The transcript has a single exon. Bases 150 to 6527 code for a protein of 2125 amino acids. Lineage: Eukaryota; Metazoa; Arthropoda; Arachnida; Ixodida; Ixodidae. Gene Ontology annotation, biological process: U2 snRNA 3'-end processing. The record is from RefSeq and is a predicted model, not a curated record.